Molecule: messenger RNA, 4055 nt
Organism: Didymodactylos carnosus
Lineage: Eukaryota; Metazoa; Rotifera; Eurotatoria; Philodinida; Philodinidae
Source: the annotation of a GenBank genome assembly
AAGGCAUUCCCAAUACAAAAGAUAAAACCGACACAUUAAUUACAAUAUAUUUAUCUAAUAUCUUUAGAGUAAAUAACAACAACGAAAUAAAAAUUUAAAAGAUCCUCUCUACAGCUAAUGAUUCAUGAAUUGGAUAAUCAUAUUUCAACAAACGAUAAUUUAAUUGAUAUAAACCAAGGCACAGAUAACCAACUACUGUCCGCUAAUUGUACAAAAUGUUGCAAUAUUGAAAUUCAAGACAAGUUCCAUGACUGAAUCGAAUACCCUUAAAAGCGGGCCUGUCAAUCGCGAAAAAAAGAUCUUGCUAAAAGUUACAUCAAUCGAUUCAGCAUAAAAAAGUCGGCUGACGAAACUUUUUAGGCCUUAUAAGUCAUUUUGCUGUCGAGAAAAUCAAGUUUUCCCCGGGACCUAAGUUCAAAAAACCGCCCGAAAAAUUGAUUGAUUUCAGCUUUUUAUCUAUAAAAUCAUCAGUUUUCGCUUCAUCUUUUCGAACAACAUUUCAUUCGAAAGAGCGCAUAAAACCCAACAAACUUUGGUAUUUAAAAUUCUAUGUUUCUCCACAACAAAUUCAGUCUUUUUUCGUGACGAAAUCGCGGUUUCUCCACAAGAGCGUCAUGUUUUCCCUGAAGAAAUCGAUGCUUUCCCGCAAGCACUUCAUUUUUCUCCCUGAAGAAAUCGAUGUUUCUUCACAAGAACUUCUUUUUUGCUGAAGAAAGCGGUGUGUCUGUACAAGAACUUCAUGUUUUUCCCCGAAGAAAUCCGUGUUUCUCCACCAGAACUGCAAUCUAUUUUCGCGACGAAAUCGAUGUUUUUCCACGAAAACUUCAUGUUUUUUCCUGAAGAAACCGAUGUUUCUCCAAAAAUACUUGAUGUUUUUUUCUGUACAAACUAAUCCUUCUCCACAGGUUUUUUCGCCACCACAACUUCUUGUUUUUCGCUGAAGAAACCGAUGUUUUUCCACAGCAGCCAUAUUUUUUCUCCUGAAGAAACCGGAGUUUCUCCAGAUGAACUUCGUGUUUUCUCCUGAAGGACCCGAGGUCUCUCCACAAAUAGUGCAUGUUUUUUCCUGAAGAAAUCGGAGUUUCUUCACAAGAACUUUGUGUUUCCUCCUGAAACCAAUGUUUCGUAUUAAGAACUUCACGUCCUUUACUACAGAAAACGAUGUUUUUCCACAGCAACCUCAUGUUUUUUCCCGAAGAAACCGUUGUUUUCCAAAAGGACUUCGUGUUUUCUGCUGAAGAACACCAUGUUUCUCUGAAAAAACUUCGGAAAGAAUGAAAACGGAGUUUCUCCAGAAGAAGUUCAUGUUUUUUCCUGAAGGAACCGAUCUCUCUCCACAAAUAGUGCAUAUUUUUUUCUGAAGAAAUCGGAGUUUCUCUACAAAUACUACAUAGUUUUUGCUGAAAAAAGGAAUGUUUCUUUACAAAUACUACAUGAUUUUUCUGAAGAAACCGAUAUUUCUCCAGAAACACUACGUGUUUUUUACUGAAGAAAGCGAUGUUUUGCCACAAGAACUUCAUGUUCUUCCCUGAAGAACAUGAUGUUUCUCCACAAUCACCAGACGUUUUUUCCUGAAGAACCCAACCGAUGUUACUAUAUACCAAAUACUCCAAGUUUUUUAUUGACGAUACCAACUUUUCUCCACAAGAACUUCUAGUUUUCUAUGGACAAAGUCCAGUGUUUUCCCACACGAGCUUCGCGUUUUUCACUGAUGUCUCUCCACAAAUACUCCAUGUUUUUUGCUGAAGAAACCAAUGUUUUUUAUCAGGAACCUCAUGUUUUUUCCUAAAGAAAACGAUGCUUUUCAGCAGGAACUUCAUAUUUUUUCCCGAAGAAACCAAUGUUUUUCCACAAGGACUUCCCGUUUUCCGCCGCAGAACGCCAUGUUUCUCUGCAGGGCUAGUACAACUUGGGCUCCUGAUGACGAAUAUCACGUUUAAAAGAUUCUAAAACAACGGCACGGUGAUCUCCUAGACCUGUGAAGAUCCCAUUUUCCAGCAGAAUAGACCUUUUCUGAGCAUUUUCACCAUUUUUUAGUGAAACACUUUCAUGAGCUGAGUUUGAGUACAUAUUGCACCUUCCCACGGGGUUACAGGACGUGGGAUGACAUAUAUCUCGCAUAUACCCGACGUGGGCUAUUAGAAAAACAAGCUUUCAUCUUUAGCCAAACACUGUCAGAAAAGCGUGUUUUUCAGGAGAAACGUGAUAUUCGUCAUCAGGAGCCCAAGUUGUACUAGUCCUGUUACUCUCGAACAAUCCGGAUAAAGUCGAUGUAAAGUCUGGUACGCUCUCGAAAGAAUCACCCUACUACUUCCACAGAAAGAUUGACACAUGUACAUGGUUCAAGAAAAAUUAAAUAUAUAAAGGGUCAAAUAUAUGUUUGCCGUAUCAAAGUGUGGUUAUGAAAUUUUAUUUUCCACACUAUCUCUUACCGUUCCGGAGUUUUUCAGAAUCAAGGUCUAAGACCCACUCUUCACUGUGGGACAUCGCAUUAAAUAUACUUCAAGCUAGAGAUUUCGGAUUGGUUUUAUUUUAAACUAGACACCUAACUGCGUGGACUGAUGGGACUAGAUUUCUGAUUUAGGUCUUUGUUCAUUUUCUAGAGAUCCUAAUUUUCUAGAAAACUAAGACUUAAUUCAAGAAUCGGCAAUCCACGCAGUUAGGUGUGCAGUUUAAAAUAAAACCAACCCGAAAUCUCUAGCUUGAAGUAUAUUUAAAAGAAGUAUUCCACACUGGACAUGUUCGAACAAAAAACAUGUUUUGAGAGAAAACGAUGUGCAUUGGUUGGGCUGUUUUAGGACAUGUAGGAAAAUGCUUGUAAGGUGAAUGUGAGUCUUUCACGCGAUUCUUUUCUGUUAAAAUUUCUUCUAACGCUUAGAAUUAUGUAGUACGAAUCUCUCUUUAAAAUGAUGCAUUUCUAAGUCUCUACCACUUAUCGACCAAGAAAUACAUUCAAAUCACCUCGGAACGUAUUCUCGUUAGUACCGCCUGGGUCUUCACAGACAUAUUCAAUAGGUGAAAGAAUGUUUCCUCCUAAGAUGUGAAUAUUACUUUUCAUGAUGCCAUCUUUCUUCUCUCAGGUAACUAGUUGUGUGUGUUUGUUUUUUGUAGGUGAUACUCGAAAAAUAUUUUCAAAAGUGGCAAUUGGACCCAAAACACUGGAUUGUGUCGUGCAUGAGCAAUUUCAGUGCAUUGUACACAUCAAACAGAGUGAAAUGAAAGAUAUUCCGGCUCCAUUUUUAAGUCGUUUUCAAAAAUACUCAUUAAGCAUUAAUGAUUUUUAUCGUAUUCAGUUAGAAAAAUUAUCAAUAAAAGAGCAAAAUAUCAUGGAUAAUGUGGAAGCAAAACCAAAAACAUUCGUUCAACGUUAUGGUCAACAGUAUGUUUAUGGUUUUACAGAUAAUACACUUUAUUCUUGUAUGUUGUCACUUAUAAAAACUCAACAAAAACAGCCAACUUCGCUCGUUACUCAACUGGUACAAAAUGAAGAAAGUGAACAAAAGAAAACAGAAAAUAAUGAAGUAGAAGAGACAGCAGUCAACGAACAAGAACAAAACAUAGGAAGAAUGGAUACAAUGGUUUAUCUCGGUGCUCACCAGUAUUCACAAUUGACAAUAAAAUCAAAGUCCUUGAUUGAACAAAAUACCACAGAUAUUCAACAGUAUUUAUUACGUUCUGUGAUAUCACGCUUAAUUCAACUUGUAACAGCUGAAAGUUUAGCAUUGAAACUAACUUCAUUUGAAGAUAGUGUAUCACGAUGGAUAUGUACCGAUUAUUUUAAUAAACAAGAACAUUUUAAUAUUGAAAAUUUUAUUCAUCAAUUAUUAUCAGUAUUCAAUGAUGACUAUGAAGAAUUGCUUGAUGAUCAAAAUAACAAUAAUGAGAUAGACAAAAAUAAUUCAAUAACAACUAAAGUAACUAUCUUUACACGUACAUCAUCCUACAUAUUAGGAUUGAAUAAACAAUCAAGUAGUCAACUCUUCAGUGAAGAUAAUAUGCAAAAUAACAAUGAAAAAGUCAAUAUAUUAAAUCUGGCUACCGUUGAAAAUUCGUAA